This is a messenger RNA of Xyrauchen texanus (razorback sucker), 3805 nucleotides long. Its product is annotated as F-box only protein 9. NCBI's taxonomy places the organism in Eukaryota, Metazoa, Chordata, Actinopteri, Cypriniformes, Catostomidae. The record is from RefSeq and is a predicted model, not a curated record. Gene Ontology annotation, biological process: SCF-dependent proteasomal ubiquitin-dependent protein catabolic process. The transcript is spliced from 13 exons. Bases 153 to 1418 code for a protein of 421 amino acids. Gene Ontology annotation, cellular component: SCF ubiquitin ligase complex. Gene Ontology annotation, molecular function: protein binding.
CUACUGACGCACACUCAUCGUGAUGGCUGCCGUGUGGCGAUUUCGCAACUUUGCCCGCUGUGUCGUCCGUUUCUCUGAUCGUGAUCUCUAAAUUAUCCGUAAAAGCACGUAUUUAAACGCUAUAUUAAAAGAGGCCCCACAAAUAAGCUGAUAUGGCUGAAAGCAACCAAAAUACUGAUGGCACUGUUAAAGAAGGGGAAGAUGAAAAUACAGAGGAUUCUAAUCUGCAAAUGGAGCUCAGUGUGUUUAGGGCGAAGUGGAUGUCUGAGCUUCUGCCCAGCUCAGGAGGAAGAAGCCUUUCAAAGACUGCUGACCUGAAGAGGAUACAGGAAAUAGCUAAAGAGGAAAAGGCCCGAGAGCUGUUUUUAAGAGCUGUUGAGGAAGAACAGAAUGGAGCCGUUUACAAAGCCAUCAAGUACUAUAAGAGUGCAAUGCUGCUGGUCCCGGACAUUGAGUUUAAAAUCAACUACAGCAGAACUCCCGAUCCAGACCGUGUUGGUGGGAGCUAUUUGGAGGAGAAUGCAAAUAAUGGUGAGAUUGAUGAUCUACUGACAUACUUCCAGCAGCAGCUCACACUGGAGGACAGCACUAUGAAGCUGUGUGAGCAGGACACAGACACGUCACAUGUGCAUAUCUCAGCAUUGCCCUUUGAGGUGCUCAUGUAUAUCUUCCGUUGGGUGGUGUCAUGUGACCUGGACCUCCGAGCCUUAGAGCAGCUGUCACUGGUGUGCAGGGGGUUCUAUAUCUGUGCCAGGGACCCAGAGAUUUGGCGGUCAGCCUGUUUGAGAGUGUGGGGCCGGAGCUGCACCAAAAUGCUGCCUUUUUCAUCCUGGAGGGAGAUGUUCUUAGAGAGGCCACGUGUACGCUUCGAUGGUGUUUACAUCAGUAAAACAUCAUACAUCCGUCAGGGCGAAGAGUCUCUUGAUGGUUUCUACAGGGCUUGGCACCAGGUGGAGUUCUACAGGUACCUCCGCUUCUUCCCUGACAGUCAGGUGAUGAUGUUGACCACACCUGAGGACCCUUUGGUCACAAUUCCAAGGUUGCGCAACAAGAACUCCAGGAUGGAUUCCGUCUUGUUUGGCCAUUAUCGGCUGUCCCAGGAAACAGACAAUCAAACCAAAAUCUAUGUUGUGGUCUCCAAAAGAAAAGAGGAGAAGGUGGCAGAAUACCAGAGGAGCCGGUUCUGCAGGCGGACCCCGGCACCUGACGUGGAUCACUCCUUCCAUGUAGGACUUCAGUUGUCCUCUGGAGGGCGUCAGCGCUUUAACAAGCUGGUGUGGAUCCACCAUUCCUGCCAUAUCACCUACAGAUCAACUGGAGAGACCAUUGUAACCGCAUUUGAAGUGGACAAAAUGUACACGCCUCUGUUUUUUGCACGAGUGAAGAGCUACACUGCCUUUUCCGAGCGCCCACUGUAGGAUGACCCGAGCGAUGCAUGCAGAACCUGGACCCUCAAGGUUUUCACCUCACUGCCACGUCCGUGUGCUCUCCUUACUGCUUCCAGCUCCGCACUGUUUCUUAUGAAUGUACAAGAGUGCUGUGACAUUUUUAGAAUCCUACAAUCUUAACUGCAGCUACAAGCAUUGCAUUUGGUUUUCAGAAAUAGCAUGUUAAAAACAAAGAUACUAACUGUUCCUUAACUGUUGCACUAACAAUUGUUUUAGUACUUUUGAGGAAAUUCUUUUACUGAUUUACUGCCCUCAGCAGUCUGUUUCCAAACAGUGAGAUCAUUUUAUAUUUUCACAGAACAGAUUCUUACAAAAGGUGUUUUUACAUGGACCUGUUAAUUAAGAUCAUUCAUUCGUUAAUUUAAAUUUAAAACACCAAAACUUAAAAUGUGUAUCUUAAAUGACUCUGAUUUAUGUCUCACAAGUCUAAACAUAACACAAAAAUUUAUUGGUUAAUUUCAAGUCAAACUAAAUAAAUAACGAAACGAAUGACUUGCGGUUUCAGUAAGUUUUUGAUUCACUAGCUGAUAAGAGUCAUUUAUUUGGGGGUUAGCAUGGGAUGUUUUGCAGUGUAGAUACAAAAGAACUGAUUAAUAAAAGUUUGUUUUCCCAGAAAGUAGUGCUGUAUAUUUUGCGGUGUAGAUUUAAAAGAGCUGACUCAAAAAGAGUCAUUUGUUUGGGAAUCGGGCUGUAUGGUUCAUGCUGUAGAUUCAAAAGAACCGGCUCAUUUGAUUCACUUGUUCGGGAAUUGGGCUACACUGGUUGUGUUGUAUGUUUCACGCUUCUCAUUUACUAGUGGUGUUACAGUGACGCUGGAAACACUGUCAAUGUUUUUUAGUAUGGUGUCCCAUCCGCAUCGCACAAACAAUGCACAUUUGAGAACCGUUAAUGGAACCAAAAGUCACAAAAAUUAUUGUUUCUGGCAUUGGAAAAAUAAAAAUGGAAGAAUCAGUUCCCAAGUCAAAUGUUGCCUGAUACAUUGUCAUCAAAAUUGUCCCUAUUUGCAUUCUUAAUAAACAUUCCUAGUUUGAUUGUGCACAAUUCAUAACUGCACCUUAUUCCAAAGAGGGGGGAAAUGUUUUUUCAUAAUCUUUUAAUAAAAAUGUAAAACGUUCGCUGUCUGUGAAAUGGCUUUACUUUUCAGCUGAUGUCACCAAGCCCUUUUUCCAGUUCUGGGUGCAUUCUGGUAUGUAACUCACUCUUUUCAGUAUCCAAACAAUUCUCAAAGGAUACCUUAUUUCUUCUCAUUGAAUAUCCUGUUUCCCCCUGAAAUAUGCCAGAUUAGGAAACAUUGCAAAUUGAAAACAUUUCAUGUUGACUUAAAAGUGCAGAAGCUGUAGUACGUGGACAGAAUUCAGUUCUGCAUGAUGCACAAUGAAAUCAGGUCCAGCAUUUGAAGAGGACAGAUAUUAUCCAACUGUAACAUGCUCAGAGAUUUGGGAUUUUUUUUAUCUGUCACAUAAAAUUUAAAAAGGGAUUAUGAAGUAAAAUAAUAUUAUUUCUUAUGUGACACUGACAAAAAGGAUUCAGGGUUCUCAGGGUCACGGGAAAGCAAAUAUCAUGGAUUAGAUUUCAAGACCUGGAAAAUUCAUGGAAAUCUAAAACUAAAUAUCAUGGAAAUGUCAUGAAAAUCACAUUUCUACAGUGAAUAUAAAUGUAAAUAAUCAGAAGUAUUUUAUUGGGCUAGAAAUUGCUCUCAUCAUUCAGUAAUCGUGAAUGACUGGAAUAUUCAUGGAAAUUCAUUGGCCAUUGGCAGUGCCCUCCUCUUUGGCACCCUCUCAGCAGGUGGGCCCUAUGUGAUGCUUAGGAACGGCCCUGAUUACCCUUACCUUUCUGAUUCUACCUGAGUACUGAAUAUAUCACGACAUGAACAGGUGACUGCGAAACCUGCCCUCCACCACAAAGUGUGCAUCGCCAUCUAGUGGCUAAGGCGAAAGGUGCAGGCAAUUAUAUGGCUCCUUCCAGGGCUGGAGCUAGUGGGGUGAAAUGUAAUGAUUCUAGUGGUCCAGGGGGCCCCACAACAAAUUCUAAACUGUAUUUUUUUAAUAGGAAAGGGGCCCAGAUUAACUUGCCACAGCCCUGACUCCUACAGUUAGUUCAUUUGAACUCAUGUUAACAAAUGGAUCCUUAAUGUAAAGUGUUACUGAAAAACCUUUUAAUAUGCUAAAUUUCUUCAUAUGGUAAGUUAUGAAUACCUGAAAUCAAAAAGACAAGUAAACAAACACUGAUGCCGAAUGCAUUUAUUACAAAUGAAAUUCUCUUUGCUUAUUAAUGUAGAAAUGUUGGGUAGUAACAGAUACAAUUAUGUAAUCAGAUAAAUAUAUAUAUAUAUAUAUAUAUAUAUAUAUAUAUAUAUA